AUGCCCAUCGCAGUACAGCCCACCGAGCCGCCAACAACGGCAUCAACAGCUCCAUCACCACCAACCCACCCCGGUCUCCUCCGCGUCGUCCGCAGCCCCAAAGCCUUUGCCAGUGGCGCCAUCUCCGAAGUCUCUCUCCCCGCCGGCGCCGUCUUCGCCAAAAUCACCACCGCCACCCCCGGGAAAAAGGCCUACACCUCCGUGCAGACCGGCCGCGACAGCCACAUCGAGCUCAACUCCGACCUGGUCUUCUGCAACCACUCGUGCGAGCCGUCGCUGAACUUCGACAUGGCGCGCAUGGAGGUGCGUGUUGUCGACGACCGACCUUUAAAGGUCGGUGACGCCUUGACGUUCUUCUACCCCAGCUCCGAGUGGGAGAUGGAUCAGGCGUUUGAGUGUACUUGUGGUGCGCAGGGGUGUAAGCGUGUUAUCGAGGGGGCCAAGGGGAUGAGUAGGGAGGUUUUGCAGGGGUAUUGGCUCAAUGCGCAUAUUGAGGAGUUGUUAAAAGAGAGAGAUGGACUUUGA
Aspergillus versicolor CBS 583.65 is the source of this 525-nucleotide messenger RNA. RefSeq lists its product as uncharacterized. The coding region runs from base 1 to 525 and encodes 174 amino acids. The transcript has a single exon. NCBI's taxonomy places the organism in Eukaryota, Fungi, Ascomycota, Eurotiomycetes, Eurotiales, Aspergillaceae. The record is from RefSeq and is a predicted model, not a curated record.